Messenger RNA from Cuscuta campestris, 692 nucleotides. The record is from the annotation of a GenBank genome assembly. NCBI's taxonomy places the organism in Eukaryota, Viridiplantae, Streptophyta, Magnoliopsida, Solanales, Convolvulaceae.
GCAGAAACUAUCAAGGAAGCAACCCACCUUAUGUUGCACCUCACAAUCGGCAGAACUAUCAAGAAGAAUCCAUGGCCAAGUUCGAAUCGAGGGUAGAGAAGAUGUUGAUGGAAUAUAUGCAAAGGAUGAACAAUAUUGCAGAUGAUUUGAAGGAACGAGACAAGACUCGAGACAACCAACUUCAGCAAGUGUUUAAACUAGGAGUUCAUGAACAAGGAAAUCUUUCCACUACUACUGAGCCAAAUCUGAGGGAGCAACUUCAGACUAUCACUUUGAGUAGUGGUAAGGAACUUCAAGGCCCAGUGGUGGAAGAAGAUAGCCCAGUUGAUACGACUACUGGAAGUAACUCUAGUGAAAAGACCAACAAACCUGUGUCCAAAGAGAAGAAAAAGGAAGGAAGCACUACCAAAGCAACCUCAGCAGACCUCUCAAAAGGCUAGCAUACCCUUCCCUACAAGGGUAAAGAAGAGUGAUGAUGAGAAAGCUUUCAAAAAGCUUCUCAAUAUCAUUGGCCAAGUGGAGGUCAAGAUGCCGUUAGUGGAAGUGCUGACAGAAUUGCCACAAAGUAUGGUAAGUUUCUGAAAGACCUGGUUACAAAUAAGAGAGAUUGGGAAGAAUUCUUACUUGUUAGCUUAAAUGCUGGAUGCUCCACUCUUCAAUUCUGCUUGAGGAAAUACAGAGGAAGCAUAAGG